CACACACGGACCACGGUGCAUCAGCCAGUGUUGCCAGUACCACCAUGGCGUCAGGACCUGUGGAGAACAUUAUCCUGCUGGCUGACUGCUACAAGUCGUCGCAUUACAAGGUCUAUCCUCCGGGAACCACCAAGCUCUAUGCCUACUUCGAAUCACGGGGCGGAAAGUUCCCCUACACGGUGUUCUUCGGGCUGCAGUACCUCCUGAAGCGGUGGCUGUGCGGGCCUGUGCUGACGAAGGAGAUGGUGCAGGAGGCGAAGGAGGUGAUCGAUCAGGUCUUCAAGCGGGAGGAUGUGUUUAACGAGGCGGGAUGGAUGCAUAUAUUGGAGCAUCACGGGGGACGGCUGCCUCUUCGCAUCAAGGCCGUGCCCGAGGGGACCGUCCUGCCCACCAAGAACGUCCUCUUCACCGUCGAGAACACGGACCCGGCAGUGCCCUGGGUCACCAACUUCUUCGAGACGCUGCUGGUCCAGACGUGGUACCCCAUGACGGUCGCCACCUCCUCCAGCGUGUAUCGGCGACUCAUCGGCCACUACCUGCGCCUCACCAGCGACUCCGAGGACAUGCUGGAGUUCAUGAUGCACGACGCCGGGUACCGCGGAGUGUCGUCGGUGGAGUCCGCAGCGCUGGGAGGAGCCGGGCACAUGCUCAGCUUCAAGGCCUCAGACACCGUGGCCGGCUCGUCGCUCCUGAGGAAGUUCUAUGGGCUGCAGGGCGUCGCGGGGUACUCCACGCCCUCCUCCGAGCACUCCACCGUCACCAGCUGGGGCCGCGAUGACGAGCUGGCCUCCCACCGACACAUGCUCACCACCUACUCCCAGGGGGACGCGGGCUGUGUAUGCGACUCUUACGACAUCUGGAAGUGCCUGGAGGAGAUGUGGGGAGGCGAGCUGAAGGACCUGGUGCUGGAAAGGGGCGCGAGGGGCGGCUGCGUCUACCUCAGGCCCGACAGCGGCGACCCCAAGGAAGUGGUGCUGAAGUCGCUGGAGAUCCUCGGGAAAGCCUUCGGGACCGAGACCAACGCUAAGGGCUACAAGAUGCUGCCCCCGUGCGUCAAGGUCAUACAGGCGGACGGCAUUGACCUCGAGUCCCUCUGGGGCGUGUUGGAGCACCUCAAGACCCACGGCUGGAGCACCGGCGGCGUCUUCUUUGGGGCCGGCGGGGGGCUGCUGCAGAAGGUGAACCGCGACACCCAGAAGUGCGCCUACAAGGUGAGCUACGCAGAGGUGGGCGGCGCGGGCGUGGAGGUGUACAAGCAGCCCAUCACGGACACGGGCAAGACCAGCAAGCGGGGGAGACUGACGCUGGAGUGUGGCGAUGACGGGGCGAUCACCACGGUGCAGCACGGGGAGGGCGACCCGGAGAAGGACAUCCUCGUGCCUGUGUUCGAGGACGGCGCCCUCCUGCGGGACUACACGUUCGAUGAGGUGCAGCAGCGGGCGCAGGAGGGCGGCAAGGACUUCGACGUCAUUAGUUUUCUGCAGGAGCAAGUGGCGCAGUGAGGCGGCGCGCGGGGAACUAACAUAAGAACAUCAGACAGAUAAUGUAUGACCAAUAAAGGCUACAGCAGGAAA
Messenger RNA from Eriocheir sinensis (Chinese mitten crab), 1574 nucleotides. Its product is annotated as nicotinamide phosphoribosyltransferase-like. Lineage: Eukaryota; Metazoa; Arthropoda; Malacostraca; Decapoda; Varunidae. Gene Ontology annotation, molecular function: nicotinamide phosphoribosyltransferase activity. Gene Ontology annotation, biological process: NAD+ biosynthetic process. The transcript has 12 exons. The record is from RefSeq and is a predicted model, not a curated record. Bases 45 to 1502 code for a protein of 485 amino acids.